AGUGAGAUUAUAAUCAUGCUGUUUCACAGGGCAGCGCGACUAGAGAUGGCGGCUGCAUACCGAGGAUUGGAUCAGCUGGGCUUGAACGAAGGUGUGUGCAACCACCUCAGCAUGAUGGCGCCGCGUGCCGAUGGGAAAGGCCAGACUAUGCUUGUGAUUUCUUACGGCUUACACUGGAGUGAGGUUACUGCGAGCUCUCUUGUGGGUCUGAACGAGCAGGCUGAGGUAGUGGAUGGGGAGGGCACAGUGGACAUCGCAGCCUCCAGCAUCCACCUGGGCAUCCGCCACGCCCGUCCUGACGCCACAGUCGUAAUGCACACCCACCAGCCGUACUCCACGGCCCUGGCUUGCAUGAAGGACCCGACGCUGCAAAUGAUUCACCAAAACUCUGCACGAUUCUAUAAAAGGGUUGCCUACGACUCGAACUACAGUGGCCUCGCCUUAGCCAUCGAUGAGGGCAAGAGGCUUGGAGAGGCUUUGGGCGACAAGGAUAUCCUCUUCAUGGGUCACCACGGCGUUAUCAGCGUCGCUACAAACGUUGCCCUGGCCUUUGACCACCUCUAUUAUCUCGAGAGGGCCGCCCAGUUGCAGGUGCUUGCCUUCUCUAUGCAGCGGGAAGUGGGCCUCAUUCCUGAAAAAAACUGCAAGCUGACCUGCGAUGAACUUUGGAAGGAGAUUCAAGGCUACGGUGAUGCGCAUUUCUAUUCUAUGUACAGAAGACUCCGUAAGACCCAGCCAGACUUUGAACAGUAAACACAAAUGACGGGUCACUGUGAAUAACCAAGACACCGUGCAGAGAGACUUGAUCAUGUCUACCCAUGCACCCUUACUUCGAUAAUGUUUUAUUGAAAGUCAUUUAGAUGAUAUGAGUGAGUCGUAGUAGUAAAUUAUAGAAAAUAAAUAAAUAUUACGAUGUGAGAUAAAAUUAUUAAGCUAUUAUUAUGCCAUUUUACAGAAGGAAUUAUUACGAUAUAUUACGAUAGGAGAGAAAAGUAUUAAGCUAUUUUUAUAUAGUAUAUUACGCAAUUUUACGGGAGGAAGAAAUAAGACUCAUCUUGAAGGUCUCGGUACUCGAGAUCACCAAGAAGGUAAACAUUAUUUACAUAACACCCACAGACACACUAACUUCAUCAAUCGCGUCCCUGAUACUUGGACAGCAUCUUCAAACAUCUCUGGACCCGGUAAGAAGAAUGUAAGAUCCCACACUAUUAUGUAAAACUGACAAAACAGGAAAAAAUAAAAUGGUAAACUGGCAGCUCAACUGUAGUGUGCCUCGCUCUCCCAGUGACUCCC
Messenger RNA from Eriocheir sinensis (Chinese mitten crab), 1293 nucleotides. RefSeq lists its product as uncharacterized. Gene Ontology annotation, cellular component: cytoskeleton. Lineage: Eukaryota; Metazoa; Arthropoda; Malacostraca; Decapoda; Varunidae. The record is from RefSeq and is a predicted model, not a curated record. The coding region runs from base 16 to 753 and encodes 245 amino acids. Gene Ontology annotation, molecular function: actin filament binding. The transcript is spliced from 5 exons.